UCCCUCAGAAAGCGUUAGUUUUGUUCCAGUUUUAUUUCGUCUCGCGAAACUUAUAUUGGUCGAGAAACACCUCGUUUCCACAUGUUUCAUAUUGUUGUUCUUGAUAUCGAUCAUAGCAAUGCUUAAAGGCAUUCUCAUGGAAAUAUUUUACAUUUUGUUGGGUCUUCUUUAUCUUGCUUUGCCGGUUUUUUCGGCCGAAAAGCCCCCCAAGACUCUUACAAUACCAGAGUCUUUUCUUUUUGUAUCUACUCUGGACGGGACGAUGCAUGCAGUUCGUAAAACAACUGGAGAUAUUCGAUGGUCCAUCAAAGAAGAUCCAGUUUUAAGCACUCCAGUCUUUCUGCGGCCAGGGGCUAUUUUUAUCCCCGACCCCAAAGAUGGAAGCUUAUACGCUUUUGGUAACACUCUAGAUGGACUAAAGAAGUUGCCCUUUACAAUUCCUGAACUGGUUAGAGCAUCUCCCUGCCGCAGUAAUGAUGGGAUUCUUUAUACUGGUCGUAAGACAGAUGUCUGGUUCGCUGUAGAUCCUGACACGGGUAUCAAACAGCAGACACUUCGUCUGGACGGUACUGAGACUGUGUGUCCGAUCAUGCCGAACAAAGCUGCUCCUAUGUUUUUUGGCAGAACAGAAUACACUAUCACUAUGUAUGAUCACAAAACGAGAGAGAAGAGAUGGAAUGCCACAUUCAAUGAUUACUCUACACACUUGGCUCAAGAUAUUGAUUAUGGUUUUCACCACAUGGCAUCAAGUUCAGAUGGCUUUACAGUUACGAUGGAGAGCUCAACAGGGGAGAUUCAGUGGACCCGUAACUUUGGGUCUCCAGUAGUAGGUGUGUACAAGUUUGAUGGGGAUGGUCUUCAUCGCCUGAAGAUUAACCACAUCGCAAGCGAGACACUGAAUGUGCUCAUCUCGGGGAAUUCCUCAGCAGAUAAAGUGGUCUUACAGCCCACCUUGUACAUUGGAGAGCAUUCUGGAGGAUUGUAUGCUCUGCCCUCGCUGGUAGAGGAGGGAUCACCCCUAGUGGAGGCCCAGGUAAUGCUCUUAGAAGGUCCUAAGAAACACAUACGAGUCCCAAGGGGCACCAAAGGGGCUAACACCCCAUCCAAAGACAGCAAUCAGGAUCUGCCUCCCCCUCCGCGCCGCCCUCUCCAGCAGCCAAAAGUCCUGGAACCCAAAGCUGCACUUCUUCUUGGGCACCACCAAGUGCCGUCCAUUGCCUCGCCACAGCUCCAGAUGACUCAUAUUCCCGACAAGCUGAUGCCAUUCUACAUGAACCACCACACUCAUAACCCUAACAACUCACCAACCCCGCCCACACCCAAGCAGAUAGAUAACGCUAAGGCGAAGGACGAGGAGCGUCGCCGUCAACAGGAGAUGUUUGAGAUGUUGCAGAUCCAUCAAAGACUACUCUACACCAUCAUUGCCACAAUUGGGAUCCCUGUGGUGCUGCUUGUUGUGUUUUACAUUGAGCGCUCAACCCGUCAAAGCCUUGCCGCCUCAGUGCCAUCUCAACAUUCUCACAGCUCCAGCCACUCAUCAUCACUUGGGUACAUCUCAAACGGGAACGCCGUUCAUGACCCUGCUAUCAUAGACAAGAACAGUACCAUCAGUGUGGGCAAGAUCACAUUCUGCCUUAAGGAUGUCAUUGGGCGUGGCUGUGAGGGAACUGUAGUCUACAAGGGAAAGUUUGAUGGGCGGGAUGUUGCAGUCAAACGAAUUCUACCAGAGUGCUUCAGCUUUGCUGACCGCGAGGUUGCACUCCUAAGAGAGUCUGAUGCACACGCGAACGUAGUGCGGUAUUUCUGCAUGGAACAAGACCAUCAGUUCCGCUACAUCGCCCUAGAACUAUGUGACGUCACAUUGCAAGAGUAUGUUGAAGACCCACGGUUUGACCGUUCCGAACUGCAGCCGCUGACAGUUCUGCAACAGGCUACUUCCGGUUUGGCUCACCUCCAUUCUCUCAACAUAGUCCACCGUGACAUAAAGCCUCACAACGUGCUCAUCUCCAAAGCAACCUCUGGUCACGUGAACGUGAUGAUCUCGGACUUUGGACUGUGCAAGAAGCUCACGUACGGCCGGAGCUCGGUCACGUGCCGCUCGGGGGCCGCGGGGACUGAUGGGUGGAUCGCUCCUGAGAUGUUUAAGGAAAACACCAGAAUGAACCGCUCAGUUGACAUCUUCUCGUGUGGCUGCUUGUUCUACUAUGUCCUGUCUGGUGGAUUGCACCCUUUCGGCGACACGUACCGGCGCCAGGCGAACAUCAUCUCGGGAGAAUGCAACCUGGACACUCUACCACAAGCUGAAUGUCCUGUAGUCGCUCGAGAUAUCAUCGAAAUGAUGAUCGACCCAGACCCGUCCAAAAGACCAACAGCACAAAUGGCUCUUCAGCACCCGUUAUUCUGGAACAGACAAAGACAGCUUGCCUUCUUCCAGGAUGUUAGCGAUCGUAUUGAGAAGGAGUCAGAUGACUCUCCACUCCUGGAUGCGUUACAAAGAGACUCCAUCCGUGUGGUCCGAGGAGACUGGAAAGUACACAUCUGUCAGGCACUUCAGGACGAUCUGCGAAGAUUUCGCACGUAUAACGGGACGCAACUCAGAGAUUUAUUGCGAGCGUUAAGAAAUAAGAAACACCACUACCGGGAGCUUCCUGAUGAAGUCAAGCGAUCGCUUGGGACAAUACCGGACGAGUACGUACGGUACUUCACGAGCCGCUUCCCACGACUCCUCAUGCACACUUACAACGUCAUGCGAAUCUGCCAAAAUGAGACAGUCUUCCACACGUACUAUUACAGGGCAGAAUCGUGAUCUGCAGAAAAGAACGUUUGAUCAAGUGCAAUGGAACGUUUGAUUGAGUACAAUGGAAGACUUAAUCGAGUGCAAUGGAUUGUUUGAGUGUAAUGAUAGGUUAAUGAAUUUAAAUGGAUCGUCUUAUGAAGUGAAAUGUUUGAGUACGCAAAUCGACCGUUUGGUCGUGUAAACUGGAAUGCUUUGCAAUUCAAUGGAACGUUUGAUCGGGUACAAUGGAACGUAUCUUUGUGAGUGAAAACGGUUUCAAAGAAAUGUUUGACCAGAUCUAUGGAGCGUUAGAUUAAAGCAAUGUGGGAUUUGGGAAUGUGAUGGAGUGUUCUAUUUCCUGACGUGUCAUUCUGGUAGAACAAAAAUCCGCCAAAUGGAACCGAAAGGAACAUUGCCCCAAGACUUUGCCCCGUCUACAAUACAUACGCGACCAUUAUCUGUAACAAUGAAAAUAUUUGUAGAUUUUUGUACAUAUUUUUUUAGAAAUAAUAAAACAAUCUUAUACUAAA
Messenger RNA from Nematostella vectensis (starlet sea anemone), 3306 nucleotides. Its product is annotated as serine/threonine-protein kinase/endoribonuclease IRE1. The transcript has 24 exons. Gene Ontology annotation, molecular function: RNA endonuclease activity; ATP binding; protein serine/threonine kinase activity. Gene Ontology annotation, cellular component: IRE1-TRAF2-ASK1 complex. Gene Ontology annotation, biological process: protein phosphorylation; IRE1-mediated unfolded protein response; intrinsic apoptotic signaling pathway in response to endoplasmic reticulum stress. The record is from RefSeq and is a predicted model, not a curated record. The coding region runs from base 119 to 2806 and encodes 895 amino acids. NCBI's taxonomy places the organism in Eukaryota, Metazoa, Cnidaria, Anthozoa, Actiniaria, Edwardsiidae.